This is a messenger RNA of Pogonomyrmex barbatus (red harvester ant), 2223 nucleotides long. RefSeq names its product sodium-dependent nutrient amino acid transporter 1. Gene Ontology annotation, cellular component: plasma membrane. The record is from RefSeq and is a predicted model, not a curated record. Gene Ontology annotation, biological process: sodium ion transmembrane transport; nitrogen compound transport; amino acid import across plasma membrane. Gene Ontology annotation, molecular function: L-amino acid transmembrane transporter activity; amino acid:sodium symporter activity. NCBI's taxonomy places the organism in Eukaryota, Metazoa, Arthropoda, Insecta, Hymenoptera, Formicidae.
GUGUUCUGUCACCUACCGCCGCGAGGGUAUAUAGUAGUACAUCGUUUUAUCAAAUGCGUUUCCGAGAGAAUCGUGUGGGAGAGAGCGCACUUCGACGCCCGAUCCGACGAUCAGUCCCCGUCGACAGCGUCGACGUUCGAGGUAUCCCUUCGGAACUUGGUGGCGAUCGCGUCCUAGUUUCCUGCCUAACGUGGAUGUCGUUUCCAAUUCUCAGGCGUGUCUCACGACGUGGUCAUCGUCCGCUAUGUACGAGGCAAGGGACAAGAAGCACCUGGGCUUCGAUAACGUCGUCUUCCAAGUAGACGAGCCUCAUCACGUCCUCGAGAAUGGCGGGAGGACGUAUUAUCCCGGGGACUCGACGAGCGCCUUGGACGUGCAGGUCGACGAACCGGGAAAGGAACGGGCGACAUGGAACAACAGCGUGGAGUUCCUCAUGUCGUGCAUCGCCGUGUCGGUCGGUUUCGGAAAUAUCUGGCGAUUUCCGUUCACGGCCUACGAGAACGGCGGCGGCGCCUUCCUCAUCCCGUACGUGAUCCUGCUGUUCCUGGUGGGGAAGCCAUUCUACUUCCUGGAGAUGAUCAUCGGACAGUUCUCCGGCAGAUCGUCCGUCAACGUUUGGCGCAUGUCGCCCGGUUUCGUCGGGGUCGGAUGGGCGCAAUUCUUCUCGACCGUCGCGCUAGCGACUUACUACAGCUCGCUGAUGGCACUGACACUGUACUACCUGAUCGCAUCCUUCUCCGUCGAAUUGCCCUGGGCCACUUGCCUGAAGGAAUGGGGUGACACGUGCGUCGACUCGAGCACCAAGAGAAACUACAGUGCCGAUCCCAGCACGACAGAAGGACACGUCGAUGUACUCGAUAAAUUCCUAAACGGGAGCAGCAAGCUUCAAAGUUCGGCCGAACUUUACUUUUCGCGAGCGGUGUUGCACGAGAAGGAGAGCAUCGACGACGGGAUCGGAUGGCCGAACUGGAAGCUGACUCUGUGCCUUCUUGGCAGCUGGGCGACGGUCUGCAUAGUCCUGUUCCGAGGUGUAAAAAGCUCCGGAAGGUUUUCCUACUUCCUAGCCAUUUUCCCGUACAUUGUGCUGAUCGCGCUGCUGGGGCGCGCGAUUACUUUGGACGGCGCGAUCAACGGGAUCUUCUACUUCGUCACCCCGAAAUGGUCGAAACUCCUGGAACCGACCGUCUGGUACGCCGCUGUUACCCAAUGCUUUUUCUCGCUCUCCGUUUGCUUCGGUAGCAUCAUCACAUACUCCUCGCACAACGGUUUCAAGCACAACAUUUACAGAGACGUCAUAAUAAUCACUUCGUUGGACACGAUUACGAGUAUGUUGGCCGGCUGCACGAUAUUCGGAAUUCUCGGCAAUCUGGCAUAUGAAUUAGGGAUAGAAGAUGUAUCCGAAGUGGUCAAGGGCGGAGCCGGCCUGGCAUUCGUGUCUUAUCCCGACGCAAUAGCAAAAUUUUCCGUUUUGCAGCAGUUAUUCGCCGUGCUUUUUUUCUUCAUGAUGUUUGUCCUUGGUGUCGGGAGCUUGGUGGGAAUGACCACGGGAAUCAUCACAGUAAUAAAUGAACAAUUUCCGAGUCUGAAAACUUGGCAAAUCGUAGUUCCAACCUGUUUAUUUAGUUUCUUAAUCGGUACGGUCUACAUCACACCGGGCGGACAGUUCAUUUUAACUUUAGUAGACUAUUAUGGAACAUCGUUCGUCGUUUUCAUUCUGGCGUCAUUCGAAAUGGCUGGAGUAAUAUGGGUUUAUGGUCUGGAGAAUUUUUUGGAAGACUUGGAAUUUAUGCUGGAUCGAAAACCAAGUAUAUACUGGAGAAUAUGUUGGUUUAUAGUAACGCCUUUAUUACUAAUAACAAUCUUUGUUUAUACCGUGGCUACGCUAUCGCCUUUGACUUAUGGUGGAGUAUCGUUGCCGGAAUCUGCGCAUGUCGCCGGAUGGACGAUACUUUGCCUCGGGGUUCUUCAAAUACCGUUGUGGAUGCUAAUCGCAAUGUGGAAGAAUCGGGAACUUUCAUUCGUACAGAUGUUAAAGAAAGCUUUUACACCCGCAAGCGAAUGGGGUCCGCGAGAGGUACAGCAGUGCAAGGAUUGGAAGAUCUUUAAAGAGGAAAGAAUGAGAAUCCGACAGAAGAGGAUUCAACCCAUCUGGAAGCAAAUAUUUUACAUUCUUUUAAACAAAGAACCAAUAUAGAAUGUGCAAUUUUGUACUGAGCUCGAGCU